GCGAACCCCAGACAUAGUCCACUACACACACAGCCUUCGGACACAUUGGUGAGCGACAACGGAGAACCAGAGAUGGAGCACGUUUAUGGACGACAUAUGAAGUUUGCCGAGUGCUAUGUGACCACUGCGGCGAGAUCGCUACGUGUUACGAUCCCCGAGCUCGUUGUCAUUGCGGUGUAUCCACUCACUGUGCUACUAGGCGAACUGUUACACCAUGCGACGGGCCAUGUUGAUAGUUACUUCUCGAAUAAGCACAACCUGAUCAACGUUGUCUUUGUCAAGCAGGGAUGGGCAUGGACGAUCUUUGUGCUGCUCUACUUUCUGAUCCAGCACUAUGGGCUGACAAGGACCACUCUGCUGCGUAUUCUCGGCGGCACAGCGUGGUGGGUUGUGUUUACACAGUGGUUCUUUGGUUUGCCACUCAUGGACAGAAUCUUCUUGAUGACGGGCGGCGGGUGCAACUAUGAGAGCUUCGAGAUAGACAUCGAGCAGGAUGUUGUCAUCGGCAGUCUGAUGUGCCGGAAGAUGAAAGGCACCUGGAUCGGAGGCCACGAUCCAAGUGGACACGUUUUCCUGUUGGUGUUGAGCUCACUCAUCAUGUGGUUUGAGCUUCUUGAAAGAGGCACACUGUUGACAGACCUCACCAAGUUUAGAGACGCCGUUCAGAGGAGCUCAGUGGCGCCAUAUGGUCAAAUCACCUCUUGUCUCAGAGCACUGACUCAUUCGACGAUGCUGCUGUUGGGCUUGUUGUGGCUGUGGUGGUUCAUGCUACUGAUGACUAGUACAUACUACCACUACUUCUCAGAAAAGAUCACCGGGCUGAUAGCAGCAUACAUCGGCUUGUUGAUAUACAUUGGGCCACGUUUCAUACACGACACCACUCGGAAGGUACUAAAGACAUAGAGAUGGUGUUCUCUUCACUCUAUGUAUAUAUAGAACGGGUAUAUAUUAUAACUCUUUCACUCUCCAGGAUGAAGUUG
Williopsis jadinii is the source of this 980-nucleotide messenger RNA. RefSeq names its product Scs3p (gene SCS3). The coding region runs from base 73 to 903 and encodes 276 amino acids. The record is from RefSeq and is a predicted model, not a curated record. NCBI's taxonomy places the organism in Eukaryota, Fungi, Ascomycota, Saccharomycetes, Phaffomycetales, Wickerhamomycetaceae. Gene Ontology annotation, biological process: lipid storage; lipid droplet organization; phospholipid biosynthetic process. The transcript has a single exon. Gene Ontology annotation, cellular component: endoplasmic reticulum membrane.